Molecule: messenger RNA, 2645 nt
Organism: Rhagoletis pomonella (apple maggot)
Lineage: Eukaryota; Metazoa; Arthropoda; Insecta; Diptera; Tephritidae
Gene: Ssrp
Product: FACT complex subunit Ssrp1
Exons: 5
Coding region: 167-2383 (738 amino acids)
Cellular component (GO): FACT complex; nucleus
Molecular function (GO): nucleosome binding; histone binding; DNA binding
Source: RefSeq, a predicted model, not a curated record
GUUACUUCUUCUUGCUGCUGUCAAAAGGCGCCGAAUUAUUUGUACAGCGUCGUUGAUUGCAUUUCUUGCGAACUUUUUCAGAUUAGUUUCCUUUGUUAAUUUGUGAUUUUCCUCACCAAGCAACUAUUAAAAUCAUCAAGUGCAACAAUUUGGGAAGCUCCAAGCUAUGGCGGAUGUACUGGAAUAUAGCGACAUUACCGCCGAAGUGCGUGGCGUGUUGACACCCGGUCGCUUGAAGCUCACUGAUCAGCAUAUUAUUUUCAAAAAUAACAAAACUGGCAAAGUAGAGCAAAUCGCAGCCGAAGAUAUAGAGCUCAUAAAUUCGCAAAAAUUUGUUGGUAAUUGGGGUUUGCGUAUAUUCACAAAAAAUGGCACACUGCAUCGCUUCUGUGGCUUUCGCGAUUCGGAGCACGAGAAAUUGGGUAAAUUCUUGAAGAAAACCUACAAUCAGGAUAUGGUGGAAAAGGAGUUGUGUGUCAAAGGUUGGAAUUGGGGUACGGCACGUUUCCUUGGCUCAGCGCUCAGUUUUGACAAGGAUAGCAAGACUAUCUUUGAAAUACCACUGCAACACGUGUCUCAAUGUAUGACGGGUAAAAAUGAGGUAACAUUGGAGUUUCAUCAGAGCGAUGACGCACCAGUCGGUUUGUUGGAAAUGCGUUUCCACAUACCAGCUGUAGAGUCGGCUGAUGAAGAUCCAGUGGAGAGUUUCCAGAACAAUGUAAUGAGCAAGGCCUCGGUUAUAUCGGCCUCUGGCGAUGCUAUUGCUAUCUUCCGUGAAAUACACUGCCUUACACCGCGUGGUCGCUACGAUAUCAAGAUUUUCUCAACCUUCUUUCAAUUGCACGGUAAAACUUUUGAUUACAAAAUACCAAUGGAUUCGGUGCUGCGCCUCUUUUUAUUACCACAUAAAGAUAACAGGCAAAUGUUUCUCGUGCUUUCGUUGGAUCCACCAAUUAAACAAGGUCAGACGCGUUAUCACUUCUUAGUGCUGCUAUUUGGUCCAGAAGAAGAGACUUCAAUAGAGUUGCCGUUCACCGACGAAGAGUUGAAGGAAAAGUAUGAAGGAAAAAUCGAAAAAGAACUCUCUGGACCGUUGUAUGAAGUUAUGGGUAAAGUUAUGAAGGUGCUAAUUGGGCGUAAAAUCACAGGCCCUGGCAAUUUUAUUGGACAUUCUGGUACUGCUGCUAUCGGCUGUUCGUUCAAAGCCGCCGCUGGUUAUCUCUAUCCUCUUGAGCGGGGUUUUAUCUACAUCCAUAAGCCGCCCUUGCAUAUACGUUUUGAAGAAGUAGCAUCAGUGAACUUUGCGCGUAGCGGCGGUUCCACUCGCAGUUUUGAUUUUGAAAUAACAUUGAAAAACGGCACAGUGAACACAUUCAGCUCCAUCGAAAAGGAGGAGUACGCCAAACUUUUUGACUACAUACAACAGAAGAAAUUGCGCGUCAGCAAUAUUGGCAAGGAUAAAGGUGGUUCUGGUUACAAUGAUGUGGACUUUGGUGAUUCGGAUAACGAGAAUGAACCCGACGUUUAUUUGGCACGUGUGAAAGCCGAGGCUCGCGAAAAGGAAUCGGACGAUGAUGAAGGAUCUGAUGAAGAGUCAACAGAUGAGGACUUCAAGCCAAAUGAAGCAGAAUCAGAUGUGGCCGAAGAGUACGACAGCAAUGUGCAGAGCGAUAGCGAUGAUUCGGACGCGAGUGGUGGAGGCGGCGGUGGUGGUGGUAGUGACUCAGGCGCUGAAAAGAAGAAGAAAGCAAAAAAAGAGAAGAAGGAAAAGAAGGAGCGUAAGGAGCGUGUGAAAAAAACUUCUAAGACCAAAAAAGAUGCCAACAAACCUAAACGCGCCACAACAGCCUUUAUGUUGUGGCUAAAUGAAACUCGCGAGCAAAUCAAAAAAGAUAAUCCAGGCAUCAAGGUAACUGAGAUUGCAAAGAAGGCCGGUGAAAUGUGGAAGGAGAUGAAAGACAAAUCCAAAUGGGAGGAACUGGCUGCCAAGGAUAAGCAGCGCUAUCAAGACGAGAUGAAGGAUUACAAGCCCACAGCCAGCGAGGAGAGUGGCAGCAAGUCGGCAGGUGCAACGAAGAAACGAAAGAAGGAAUCGCCAACAAAGAAAUCACCAGCCAGUACAGGUGGUUUCAAAAGUAAAGAAUACAUUUCCGAUGAUGAAUCAUCUUCUGAUAAUGAAGAUAAGAAAGAUGAAUCGGGCGCGGCUGACUCAGAGCCAGAGAAGAAAAAGAGCAAAUCCGCCGAUAAAUCAGUUAAAGAUGAUAAGAAAAAGAAGAAAAAGGAGGACAGCGAUGAAGAAAGUGAGGCUUCUGCGAGUGGUGGUAGCGAUGAAGAGGACGACGAAGAAGUAGAAGCUACAGAUGAUGGCGAAGGCAGUGAUUAAGCGGUGCUUAGUCGGAAAUAUCGAUUCACAUGCAUACAAUUUUUUGGAACUGUUUUUCAUUUGUAUUUUAAGUGCUCAGUUUGCUAAUUACUUCAUUUACUAUGUACCAUGUAUGUAACAGUAACGCAGCUUAGUUGUUAACAAAAUCACACAAUAGAGAGAAGAUUAAUUCCGGAAAAUAUGCGAUACUACUCAAUAAGAAAUUUAUACCACAAUGCUGUUAUGAGGAAAUGGAUAAAUAUAUAAACAAUGGAAUGAGAAA